GGAGGAAAGCCCGGAUUCGUCAGCAUAGAACUGCUUGUUCAAGGAAUGAAAAUAAAACGGAAAUAUAUAGCGAGCACUUUUUAUGCAAAUUGUUAGGGCACUGGAUCCGCAACAAAUUUGAGCGAGACGGCUAUAUAGAUAUAGGCGUUCAAACCACGAAAACCGCGUCUGUGGCCAUAUAGUCAAAACUGCGCACCACCGUGAUAAAGCUUAAAGAGUACCCGUUGAUCGACGUUAUGUCAUAUUAAACGGGGAGAAGGUAUUUGACGUUUUACCGGACUUGGGAAGUGAUUUAUGCGAAGAUAUUAACGUUUUCUUUACCGGGCUCAACGACCCUCUACCUGCCGGUCUCAACACAUUUAAUGAGAAUUUACUGGGUUGCAUGGAGGGUACGUUUAUUGUCCUACAUUCGUGUCACGAGACCGCCUUGGUUCACUGCAAUGCAUCAAAUUUUCUUUAAUAAGAGCAUCCUAGCAAAUAACAUAACGUGGCUUGUUAUACAAAAAUAGCCUAAAUUCAACUGAAAGGACUGAACAUCUUACUUCAGACAAUCCCUCGGUAGAGUCGCUUAAAGUUAUCUUGAUACGUACCAAAACAGUUCAGCGAACUUACGUAGAAUAAUUGAAAAAGAAAACGGUACGCCAUACACACUUCAUAUCUGCAUACCUGCUCCUCAUAGCACAACGUAUUUCCUUUGUCUUUCUUGAAGGUUUGCCGAAUAUUGGUGCCAAAUUUCGCCGGAGAAAGUCGUCACCUCGCUGUGGAAAUGACAGGGCAGGUUAAGCCUGCUGCAGAGGCAAACCGCCCUACACCAGAGACGACGGCGUUGCCGGAUACCCCUCAAAGGGUGCAGGGACGAAUCGGCGGAGGCAAUGCGCUACCCUGGCUUCGAGCACUGGAGUUGGCUACCUCACAGACGGCAAAGUUAGGUAGCCGCGAAUCCGUCGAUGCCGCCGAUUUUCUACCCCGCGUGACUCUCCAGCGUAAACAGCAGCAAGAACAGCGAGUCCGAAGACCACGUGACUCUCCCGAACAAUUGGAAGCUGCAACCACGGCCGGAGAAGGCUUAAGUCCCGCGCACAGUCGCCGUUCUUCUGCGACACCGCCAUCUUCGCUUUUACUCGCGCACCAGGCCUGCAUGGAGACAGACGACGUCGGCUCGCCCAAGGAUGUGGAGAAAGGGGGCAGGGUCUCGUCGCCUUCUGCCACCGCUUCCCGCUCUCCUUCGCGGGCGAGUCGGCAAAGCGUCAGUAAGCAGGCAAUGGCGUCCCAGGUCGGCGCGGUCGAACGCCCUCAAGAAGGGCUUGUGCGGGCCACGUCAGCGGGCUCGUGGUCACCUCGCUCCUCUUGGCUCGGCCGUCACUCGAUUCAGCACAGCGGCGUAUCGACGCCCUGUUCCCAGAGGAGCUCGCCGUCCCGAUCGCCAGCGCCGUCGUCUGGAUCAACUGCCGAGGGCCAGUCCGUCUGUCACCACCGGCAGUCGAGCGCGUUCGGCGACCCACGGACGUGGGAACCAUGGCGCGGAGGACCGCCCGUGUCCUACGCGUCGCGGAGCCCCAGGAGUGAUUCGGCCUUGACGACCUCGACGGCAACCCCGGGCUCACUACGCCGCCUCGCUGGACGUCGCGCCGGGCACAUGGCUUGCGUGGAGGCGUCGCGCAACGUGACGAGUACGCCACAGUCCAGCACGAUGCGGCGUUCUUCCUCCGACAAGACCUUCAAGAAGUUUCUCAAGAACCACCCAACGGCGGCCAUCUUGUGCGGGCUGCUUCUGACGGCAGUGGUGGCAUCCUUCGUCGUCUUGUUGGGCCACAUUGGUCUCGACUCCAGCCGACUGCGCAGCGUGGCCGCCUCGUGUCGCACCGAGACGUGCAACAACUACGCGCGCCGCCUCGUGGACUCGGUGAACACUUCGCUGAAACCGUGCGAGAGCUUCACGCGCUUCGUGUGCGACGGCUGGCGGCGUCGCAACCGGCUCUCGGUGCGCGAGGAGGCGUUCCUGUUCCAGCUGCGCCGCAUGUCCUACCUGCUCCGCUCACUGCCUGUCCCAGACAAGGCGCAGAACGCACUCGAGAGGGCGGCAGCUUUCUACCGCAGCUGCGACGCUGUGCGCAUGGGUGAUGCCGACGAACUGCCCAAGGUGAAGGCGGCGCUACUUCAGGCGGGCAUCGUGUGGCCCCGAGUUCUCAGAGACUCGGAGACUGUGGACCUCCUCCGCACGUGGCUGCACACGUCACUCAAGCUUCACUGGAGUGCCCUGUUGGACGUGUCCAUCGUGCGCGCAGCGAACACCACCAGGGUCCUGCUAGAACCACGCGGAGGGUUCCGUCGCAUCUGGGAGAAGCACGACAAAUUGGGUUCAAAUGUCGAAGAAGCGGAGGACUACUUCGAGACGCUCAGGGAAGAUUUUGGAAGCUUUGCCGAGUUAUCGACGGAAGCCACCGAAGGCACCGUCAAUUUCAGCGUCUCCAGAGACCUGUAUGGACCACUACUGCUCAGGCUCCAUGAUUCCAUGACAUUAUCCCAACACAGUUCCAUACUCGACUCGGCCGUGUUGUUCGAGACGGUACCGGAGCUAACCAAGGCACGGUGGCUCGCGGAGCUGGACCGGUACGGAGACGUUUCGGACCACGUGAUAUUCGAGUCGACCCAGCCUGACUACGUGAGCACGUUCCUCGAGCUGUGGAAAGUGCACGGCGAGAGGGAUAUGCAUUCGUUCCUCUCUUGGUGCACCGUGCAAACCGCGGCGUUGUGCGCCAACCGACGGCUGCUCGCCAACUUCUACGUUCGUGAGGACAGCAUGGACAUCUACCAUGGCGCCCUUUGCUUGAGCAAGGCGUAUUUGCUGUGUGGCAGCGAGCUAUUUCGGGAGUACUUCGACGAGCUGUUCUCGGACCGAGCCAUGACUGCCGCGCGAAACGUGGUGGCCGGCACAAGACAGGCGUUCGCGCGCCGCCUCGAUCACUGGCCCCACCAUUACCCCAACGUCACCGUGGUCCGGGACUGGCCCUCCCCCACCUUUCCCAUCGAGUACUUCAAUCCGCACUACGAACAACCAUAUCCUGAGCAGCCGGCGCCAACCGUUUCGAGCCUGGGAGACAUGGGCAGCUCUCUGGUGGACAACUGGCAGCUGGUCAAAACGAACCACCUGGACGUGCGCCACCUGCUGGCCGCCGAGAUGAUCGAGUACGCCGAGUGGUUCGUGCUGCUUCCAGACUACGAUCUCGCGGUGCUACCCUACGCUCUCACGUUCCCUUCGUUCGACGAGAGCGGCACGCGAUCCAUGAACCAAGCAGGCCUCGGGAACCACGUCGCCGACGCCCUGAGCCAGCUGUUCUUCUACAGAUACCGUGACGCCACGAACGGCCUCUCCUUUCUUCGGUCCUUCGAGUGCGCCAGAAACGCCAGCCGACCCCGCGACGGCCCCAGAAUCUACAGGACCGUGCACCUUCUUCGCACGCUGGCCACAGAGGUGUCGCUCGAGGCGUACCGCGUCGGUUACUCGACAGAGGGCGACGCGCGCCUCGAAGCCUUCGAGAACUACGGAAGCGUGGCGCUGUUCUUCAUCGCCUCCUGCUACGCCCUCUGCCGGGGAAGCGACAGCCUGCCGCCCUUCAGCGGCGACGAGUGCGACGAGCCGUUUCGCAACGUGCAAGGCUUCGCGGAGGCGUUCGGUUGCGACACCGGUAGUCCGAUGAACCCCGCGGUAAAGUGCGCGCUUAUGUGAACAGCCGCUACCAGAGAGACGCUCCGUUUCGUUAGUUUUUUUACGACGAAGGUGCAAGCUGAUUUCAUUGUUAUUUCCACAUGUUCCCUAUUGACAUACUGUGAUCGCUCGUCUUUAUUCUUUUUAAUAUUGCUACGAAGGCAUUCACAAAGUUCCAGGUACUCUUCGUGCACGCUCGGUUACUACGACGAAGCAAAUCGUGCAUAGCAAUUGACUUUGCGAAUAUUUUAUCAGAGCAUUCCUGCUUGUUUUCUUUAAUUAUUAUGUCGUGUGUGGCGGUAAGCGUAUCGGUGUCAUCACUGCAUAUAUACGCUUUCAAGAAAGCGUCAAACAAAUGUCGAUGAAAUGGUCAAUGCGCAGUUCCCGUUUUCUAUAUGUACUUGUACAUUUCAUGGAUAUAAAUCAUGCCUGACUCAGCGGAAUGUUACUCAGGCUUCUGCUCGGGCUUCCUAGGUGAAGUCCGAGCACGAAUGUUUAUAGCACUAAAAGGUAUGCAAAAUGACUGGCAGCAUCAGGAUACAUGGUCAGUACGGCUAGCUGAGGAACCAUUACAUCAAUUAGCGAGUAAAAUGUUAACAAGCAAUUACAGCAUCAAUGUGGCAUCAAUAACAACGAAGCUAGCAAAUCUUGACAGACAUCCUCCAGCUUAUUGUUCGUCGGCCGCAAACAAUGUGUACUAUCUGCAGAUAAAUAUUUUUUGUUCUACCUGUCAAGUGUUAAACCUGGGUUUUAAUAAAAUUCACAGGGUCUCUUACAUUAUGUCACAGGGUCUCUUAGUUGGCGUUGCAUGAGCUAGGUCGCGCACAUUAAGUUUGUUUUGCAGGGGAACUUAAGCAGGGCUUUAAACACCAAUAACGACAAACUCAACAACGAAGCUAACAAAU
This is a messenger RNA of Dermacentor andersoni, 4611 nucleotides long. RefSeq lists its product as uncharacterized. NCBI's taxonomy places the organism in Eukaryota, Metazoa, Arthropoda, Arachnida, Ixodida, Ixodidae. The record is from RefSeq and is a predicted model, not a curated record. Gene Ontology annotation, biological process: protein processing. Gene Ontology annotation, cellular component: plasma membrane. Gene Ontology annotation, molecular function: metalloendopeptidase activity.